This is a messenger RNA of Microsporum canis CBS 113480, 1431 nucleotides long. RefSeq lists its product as hypothetical. The record is from RefSeq and is a predicted model, not a curated record. The coding region runs from base 1 to 1431 and encodes 476 amino acids. Gene Ontology annotation, cellular component: Golgi apparatus. Gene Ontology annotation, molecular function: alpha-1,2-mannosyltransferase activity. Gene Ontology annotation, biological process: mannan biosynthetic process. Lineage: Eukaryota; Fungi; Ascomycota; Eurotiomycetes; Onygenales; Arthrodermataceae. The transcript has a single exon.
AUGGCUUCAAGUCGCAGCUCAUUUCGGAGGAGCGUUCUGCUGGUAGUGGUUUUCUCUGUGAUGCUGUUCACCUUUCGAAAGAGUGCCAUCAACUAUUCAGCUCGCCCGGGGCCUGCCCCUUCCAUUGAUGAUCAGAAGCGGUUCUGGUAUGCCUUUCAUGCGAUAAUCAAGGCUUCUACACCGGGCUGCAAAGCACCCAUCAAACUCGAAGAGAAGCCAGAGCCACUGGAAUUCCAUCCGGAUGUUAUUGGAAAUAUCACUUUACCAGAGAAUCUUAUGCUAGACGAAAGGGAUAAGAGGAAGCUAAAACUUGCUCAUUCUCGAUUCCUAGGGCUGCUCACUCCCCCAGACGGGCCACUACUGCCCUUUCAAAGGAAAUCUCGAGGCAUUGUCUCAACGGCCAGCAAAUCUAUGCUCCCAACGCUCGUAACAUCCAUCUAUAUGCUGCGAGUCACCGGAUCAAAGCUUCCAGUUGAGAUAUUCCUUGCAGAUAAACGUGAAUACGAUGCGUUUACAUGUGGUCUAUUGCUCCGGUCUCUAAAUUCACGCUGUAUAAUCCUGGAUGAGAUACUCUCCUUUUCACCUUUGCAAGAAGGAUUGAUGAAAUAUCAAUUUAAAAUAUUUUCACUUCUCUUUUCUUCGUUUGAAGAGGUCUUUUUUCUUGAUGCGGAUGCGUUCCCAAUACGUGAUCCUGCUCCUCUAUUCACCUCGAAACCAUUCACAUCAACCGGGAUGGUGACAUGGCCGGACUUUUGGCAAAUUACAUAUCAUCCUUGGUUUUUCGAAAUAACCUCUCAACGGUUGCCGACCAGCUUUCCCAUACCGUCUACCGAAUCCGGCCAGCUGCUGAUAUCCAAACGGUCACAUUCUAAAGUGCUCUUGCUCUCCGCAUACUAUAACUUCUAUGGUCCUAUGUACUACUACCCCUUACUAUCUCAGGGCCAUCCAGGAGAAGGAGAUAAAGAAACAUACAUUGCGCCCUCAAUAAUCUUGGAUCUUCCAUUCUAUGCGGUUUCUACACGCCCCGAAGUGUUUGGGUAUGUCAGCCAGGACGGCGACUGGAAAGGAGGGGUAAUAAUCCAGGCAGACCCCACAUGGGAGGCUGUAUCGAGGCCAGGUAUAAAUUAUGGAUGGAAAGGAAAGCCUGUCGCGCCCUCCAACGCAUAUCUCACGUUUCACGCGAAUUUACCGAAACUAGACCCGGUUCGAGUCUUUGGAGAGGGCGGACUCGCUUGGACUGCCGACGGCAAACCUCGACGCAUGUGGGGAACAGCAAAGGACUCAAUCCUCCGUGUUGGUUCUGAUGUUGAAAAGAGGUUAUGGAAGGCUCUAGAGAAAACGUCAUGUCAGCUGGAGUGGAAUUUCACCCCUUGGGACGAGAAACCCAGGCUUUGUGAAAAGAUCCAGAGGUUUAUUCAAGAUAUGGCCUAG